UAUAGUGGUUAGCAUAGCUGCCUUCCAAGCAGUUGACCCGGGUUCGAUUCCCGGCCAACGCAGUGUCCCGUUUUGCGACCGCUGAGACAGAUUUCGGUUGUUCUGUUUCUUUUUGUCGGGGUUCAUCGACUUCCAGCGCUCACGAAAGAAAAGAAUCUUCUUUAAACUGCUUAAAACGAUUCUCUGACACUCAGUGCGACGCUGCCGCUCCCGUCCGCAGGAGGGCGCUGCAAGCAGAGACUGUUACUUUGAAAGGAUCCCUGCCAGACAGGAAAAUGAACUGUCGACCUGAUUCUCUAAUUUUAUGUAAUUUAUUUUUUAUAUUGUCGUCUCUUUGGCACAAACUGCACCCUCCUUCUGUUUUUCAUAAUGUUAUUUAAUGUCGUCACAAAGAGCGGAAGUGAAUGUGGGCGUCCCGGAAGUAGUUCUCGCUGUUUUCUUGCGGUGCGGAGCGGCAGCGCUGCUCUCUAACCCCCGACCGUUCUCUCCGGGAUCUCCUCCCCGACCUGCGCUUUGUUACCGCCUGCCGGGCUUGACCGGGCGGCUGUGUUUCACCCUCCGGGCGGCUUCACACUCCCCGGCCGGUAGCCGGGACUGCUCCUCGACAUGGCGGCUGGAGGCGGCGCGGCUCCUCCGCAUGUUGGUGAUGUUGAAGAGGACGCUUCUCAGCUGCUCUUUCCUAAAGAGUUCGAGAACGCGGAGACGCUGCUGAACUCGGAGGUCCACAUGUUGCUGGAGCACAGAAAGCAGCAGAACGAGAGCGCCGAGGACGAGCAGGAGCUGUCCGAGGUCUUCAUGAAGACCCUCAACUACACGGCCCGCUUCAGCCGCUUCAAGAACCGCGAGACCAUCACGGCUGUGCGCAGCCUCCUGCUGCAGAAGAAGCUCCACAAGUUCGAGCUCGCCAGUUUGGCCAACCUGUGUCCAGAAGCCGCCGAGGAGGCCAAAGCCCUGAUCCCCAGCUUGGAGGGUCGCUUUGAGGACGAGGAGCUGCAGCAGAUCCUGGAUGACAUCCAGACCAAGAGAAGCUUCCAGUACUGAGACCUCAGCCCCCCCCUACAGCCCCGCCCCCAGACUGAUGUGGUCAAUCUGCUGUCCUGAUAAAAUCUUAAAAACUUUUUUUUACUCGUUGUUUUCAGGUGUUUCUUGCACAUGCUCAGUUCAGCUUGAUUGCAGGGUUGUGUGCAGCAUCUGACCUGAACUGUUGCUGAUGAUGUUUUUUUGUUUUGUUUUGUUUUGUUUUUUAAAUAAAGGUUUGACUGAACCAGCUGCUCA
This is a messenger RNA of Pelmatolapia mariae (spotted tilapia), 1275 nucleotides long. It is a transcript of the gene polr2d, whose product is annotated as RNA polymerase II subunit D. The transcript is spliced from 4 exons. Gene Ontology annotation, cellular component: RNA polymerase II, core complex. Bases 607 to 1041 code for a protein of 144 amino acids. Gene Ontology annotation, molecular function: translation initiation factor binding; nucleotide binding. Lineage: Eukaryota; Metazoa; Chordata; Actinopteri; Cichliformes; Cichlidae. The record is from RefSeq and is a predicted model, not a curated record. Gene Ontology annotation, biological process: transcription initiation at RNA polymerase II promoter.